AUGGCCUACCCCUUUGGAGGUCAACGAGGCCCAGGAGGGACUCGAAACAACAACAACAUGGCGAGCAUAGGCAGCUCCAACCUGAAGCGCCGCAUGUCCCAGCCGAACCGGCUUGACAACGAGCUCCUCACCACCCCAUCCGAACUAUCAUUCAACUCGGCCACACCAUCCAUGGCCGCUGGCUCUGACGCCAGCUCUGUCCGCCGCAGACGGGCUCGCUUUACCGCCCGGCCGUUCAAGUUUCGACCUCCUACCAUCCGGUUCAGGUCCCGGCGUCCCAGCCAGAAUGUCAACAACUCACCUUACAUGUCGCCUGGCCCGUACCACUCAGACGAUAACCAUAUUGAAUCCGAACCCGAGUUCCGAUGGAGCUCCUCCAACCUCUCCAUCUCCACGGACGCCACCAGUAUUCCGUCUGAUGACGCCACAACGAAGUCCACUCCCGGCCGCCAGCUUGUGCGAGCCCGAUCCGUACCCGGUCGAGGCACAGUAGGGCUUCGACAAAGGUCACAGCAGAACCGGCAACCUGGACGGAUUGGCCUGACACUCCCUGACGGGCGUGGCCGAACCUAUCACAUCUCGGUUGCCCCCGGUCCCCUUCAAGACAGUCCCACGCCUGCUCGCGCCAAGAUUGAGGCCCCCCCAGUUCAGGCUCACGUAACACAGGCCCCUGCGCCUCAGGCCAAAGGGAAAGGGAAAGGCAAAGGCGGCCGCAACAAACGCAAGGGUGGCGGUGCCCAAGCCAGGCAAGUCGAGGCCUUGAAAGAGUCGGCCAAGACAUCUCAGGACACUCCAUCGUCCGUCGCGAGCAACGAAGAAGCCUCUGCAACCAGAUCGAGGUCGACCUCUCGUCACAAGGGCGAAGAAAUUCUCCUCAAGCAGGUUGAAGAACUCAGAGAUGAGGUCAAGUCUUUGCAGGAUGGCCAGUCAUCUACCGCGAGAGAUCUGGAAAAUGCCCUUGACAAAAUCUCUGUCAUCAGUGCCGAGAAGAAAGACGUGGAGCGCAGGCUUGCCGAGGCCUCUGCUCCCUCUUCUGUCGUGCGCGGUUUCGAACACCAGUACCAGAUGGUGGAUGACGCCCAGAGCUCCCUCACCACCCACAGCAAACACUCCAGGUCUCCUUCCAAAGGGCUCCAGGAAGUCCAGGGCUUGCAGCAAGACAAGGCAGAUCUCGAGGCCAAGGUCUCCGAGCUGGAAAAAGACCUGACGCUUUACAAGGACUUUAAAGUCUGCCUCGAAGCAAAGUGUGAUGAGCUGCAGGACGAGAUUAAGCAGCAGGAAGAGCGCUUCAAGACGGACUCGGAGAAGCUUCGCAGCGAUGUCGAAGAUGUUGAAGAUCUUCGCAAAACACAGGACGCGGCACACAUUGCUCGCAUUGUUAGUCUCGAGCUCUCAAAGGAGAGCCUGCAAGCUAAGGCACAGGCUCUGGAGGCGGAGAUCGCUAGGAAGGACUUUGAGUACGGCGAGUUCACGACUGAGCGCGACCAGCUCAGCAAAGACAAGGACGCGUGGGUCGAAGAGAAGAAAAAUCUCGAGUCUCGUGUCGAGGUCCUUGAGAGCGAGAAGAGUAAGCUCGAAGAGCAGACCAAGGCACUCGAGGAAACGAUCAAGGGCCUCGAGACGGAACGGGACAGCAUUCAGGCCCACGUCGUCGAGCUUGAAAAGACCAAUGGAGAGCUCCAAUCCAAAGUUGGCGGCCUCGAGGACGACAAGAGCACCAUUGUCAGCAAGAGCGAGAAGCUCAAAACAAAAGUGGACCGCCUGAAAGGCGAAAACGGCAACCUGCGGACGCAGGUCUCGAGCCUUCUCAAGGAUCAAGAUGACCAUACUUCGCAAGUCUUGACGCUCUCGGCCGAGCGCGACGGCCUCAAGGAAGAGAAUAUCACGCUCAAGGCCAUGUCCGAGGCCGGCAGCGUCUUGGGAAGCGUCGUUGGGAGUCGCGUCGGACGCUGGGUCGCCAGCGAUAUGGGUAGCCAGGCGCCGAGUGAGGUUGGGAGUGUCGCUUCCAAAGCGACAAGCAAGGCGCCCAGCGAGGUCGGCAGCACCGCCUCAAAGGCAAGCAAGGCAUCCAGCGCGGUCUCGAAGAAGAGCAGCAAAUCUGGCACCAAGGCUCCCAGCCAAGUAGGCAGCCUUGUCUCCGUCAAAGAAGAAGCGGAUGCCGAUGACGAUGCCGCCACCACAGUCUCGGAUGCCACUGUGAAGCCUGACGACAAGACGAGCGAGGUUAGUGCAACACCGGCGUCAGGCGACAGCUCUGCCCCCGACAUUAUCGAGGUUACUGAAUCGGAGGCUGGCGAACCAGCGGCCGAGCCCGAGGCGGCCGUCGAGGAAGCGCCAUCCGCCGAAACCACUGCCGAUCCCGAACAAGCAGCCUUGCUUGCCACACUGCAGACGCAGAAUACCGAGCUUGAGACGCGCAACGCGACACUCCAAGAAAAGGCGAGCAAGGUCGAGACCCUGACAACCGAGCGGGACGGCCUCGCCUCGCGUCUUGCGACCGCGGAGCUAGACGCCGCACAAUUGCCGACGCUGCGUGAGGAAAACGGAGAGCUGGCGACGCAGCUCGCAGAAACCAACGCUGCACUUGAGAGCGCCAUGGCUGCCCAUGCUGCUGCCAACGUGGAGGUUGACGGGCUCAAGGCCGAGGUGGCAAGCCUACGCAGUAGGCUCUCGAGUCCGUCGCGGCGGAGCGGUAGUACACGGACCUCCAGAAAGGACGGCGACAAGGCCAAACAGCUGGUUGUUGUGCGAGACCCGAACGACCGGGGACAGAUACAAGUCAUCCGUCGAUGCGAUCUGCGCCUGCACUCUCGGUCCGCUUCGCUGUCUGAGGGCUCGGGCGCCGAUUGA
Messenger RNA from Verticillium dahliae VdLs.17, 2850 nucleotides. RefSeq lists its product as uncharacterized. The coding region runs from base 1 to 2850 and encodes 949 amino acids. The transcript is spliced from 2 exons. Lineage: Eukaryota; Fungi; Ascomycota; Sordariomycetes; Glomerellales; Plectosphaerellaceae. The record is from RefSeq and is a predicted model, not a curated record.